AUGCAAUCAACGGCACUUAGAUUCCUUGAAGUAUCAUCAGAAUAUCGCUUAUCAUCAAAUGAUUUCGAGACAACUGUCUGGAUAACAGAUCCAGAUAUUGAAUUUCGUCGUGCAACAAUUCUCGAGGAACAUAAUGAUAAUGUUACUGUUGGUUUUCACGAUGAAAAUGGUCAUUUCGAAAAGCGUAUUAUACCAAAAUCAGAAGUGAAAUUACCAAGUGUAUCGUAUUUUGUGGAAGAUAUGUGUAAUUUAAGCGAAUUAAAUGAUGCAUGUGUUCUUGAAGCCGUUCGUUCCCGAUAUGAAGCACAACUUAUUCAUACUUAUUCGGGUCUUUUUUGUAUUGUUGUUAAUCCAUGGAAGAAUAUACCAAUUUAUACAAAAGAAGUAAUGGAAGUAUAUAUGCAUACCGUUGAUAGGAAUUAUUAUCAUUUACCACCUCAUAUAUAUGCUGUUGCACAAACUGCUUAUGAUGGUCUUCUAAGUGGUAACAAUCAGUCAAUUUUAAUAACGGGUGAAAGUGGAGCAGGUAAAACUGUGAAUACAAAACGGAUUAUUGAAUAUCUGGGAGCAGUGUCCGAGUAUCGAGGUCAAUUUGGAAUAUCUGACGGUAUCGAUAAACGACUUACUGCUGCCGGAAUUGUUAUUGAAGCAUUUGCUAAUGCAUCUACAAUUUAUAACAGUAACAGCUCUCGAUUGGGAAAAUUUAUUCGAAUGGAUUAUGAUGAUGAUAUGAUAAUGAAAGGAGCUCAAAUUCAAACAUGCUUGCUUGAAAAGUCACGCGUUGUAAAGCAAAAUAAUGACGAUCGGAAUUUUCAUAUUUUUUAUCAAUUAUUAUCGGAUGGUUUCGAUAAGGAUUUACGUUAUUCGUUUGGUCUUGGACAGAGCGCUAAUGCAUACAAAUUUUUAAAUCAAGGUGGCAAAAUUAAGGAUCCGGAAAUUGAUGAUGCUCAAGGUGCUGUUGAUACAUUG
Messenger RNA from Acanthocheilonema viteae, 969 nucleotides. The record is from the annotation of a GenBank genome assembly. Lineage: Eukaryota; Metazoa; Nematoda; Chromadorea; Rhabditida; Onchocercidae.